Adineta ricciae is the source of this 2328-nucleotide messenger RNA. Lineage: Eukaryota; Metazoa; Rotifera; Eurotatoria; Adinetida; Adinetidae. The record is from the annotation of a GenBank genome assembly.
AUGAAAUCACCAUCGUUUACUGAUUAUACUCAUAUAAAUAUUACUUAUUCUGAAACACUAACAUGUCCGUGUACGAAAAUCUCGAUCGAUUACAAAGAGAUCGUUCGAAUCAAUUACACAUUUCAUCAGGUUUGUUCAAGCACGUUCGUCAGUAGCAAGUGGAUUGAUUACAUCGACUCUGCUAAUGAAGGACUAGAUCUUUUUUAUAAUGACUUCCGUACAAUAUCUGUAUACGUAUUUCAAGUCUUGAAAAGCUUUUGCGAAUGGGCAAACGAAACGGUCUCACGGAAUUUGAAUGAAUUCUAUUCUAAUCAGUAUAUCAGUGCAUAUCUAACUACAUUUGAUGUAUUUCCAUCGCAAGUGAAAACAUCAGUUAGUGAAGUUCGAUCAUCAAUGAUUAAUAGAUUUCUUUUAUCAUUCUACAUUAUUCGGCAAACAACUCUUGGCAACAAUUUACUAUCUUCACUCACCACGAACUAUGUACUAGCUAUACCACCGAGAAGUACAUCCGCAGCGUCCAUGGCUCUGAAUUAUGGUGAUUGUUCCUGUGCUACGUCAGCAACAUGUAUUGAGCAGGCAUAUUUUUACAAUUAUCCGAACCCAUCACCUUCACUCUCGAUGCCAGGUAUGUAUAUUGGGUGUUAUGUGGUCGAAGCAUCAUUGCAAUCAACUCUCCAAUGUUUCUAUGAUCAGAAUUGUAUUGAUUCUACCCAGUCGUAUUUGUCGAAUCAGUCAAUAUUUCCAAUCACUGCUCUGAAUUCAUCUCUAACAAGUAAUUAUUAUGUCAAUUCAACAGUUAACGAAAUUCUCGAGAAACUGAUGAUUGAACAAUGGAACGUGUUCAUAAUGUAUGAAAACUACUACGGACAAUGUAAACCGUCGGAAUGUAGUUACACUUAUGAAACACGCAACGAUGUGAUUUUCAUAAUAACGACAUUGAUUGGAUUGUUGGGUGGUUUAGUCACAGCUCUCAAACUUGCAGUGCCAUUGUUCGUAAGUUUUGUACGUAGAAAAAAGGACGCGAAUACACAGACAAUAGUACUAACCAUCCACGAGCGAACAUCGAUUUUAUGGCAAACGAUAAAACAUUCUAUACAAAAUCUUAAUUUAUUUCCAUCCGUCCCGCCUUCAAAUGAUGAACAUCAACUCAGAAAUGAACACAUUUCAACAAGAUUAUUCGUUCUUCUCUUCGCUCUAUCGUUUACUAUUCUUCUUCUUUACAACUCUUUGAUAUGUAUCCAAAAAACAGUCACGAUGAAAUCGCCAUCGUUUACUGAUUAUACUCAUAUAAAUAUUACUUAUUCUGAAACACUAACAUGUCCGUGUACGAAAAUCUCGAUCGAUUACAAAGAGAUCGUUCGAAUCAAUUACACAUUUCAUCAAAUAUGUUCAAGUGUUUUCAUAACUGAAGGCUGGAUUGAAUAUAUUUAUGAUAAUCGUGGUGAUGACUUAUGGAGCAGAGAUUUCCGAGUAAAAGCGCCAAGUGUGUUUCUGCUAAUAUCAAAGUUUUGUGAAAUGGUAAAUCGUACAUUAACAACUCGGUUUGAUGUAUUCUAUACAAGUACAUAUACAAGGUCAUCUGUGAUACCGUAUAAUUUAUUUCAAUCAGAGACGAAAGCCGUAGUUGAGGAGCUGAAGUAUUUCACAAUUAGUAACUUGAUAUCGUCUUUAUCUCUGAUUCGACAAACUACUCAGAGCAAUUCCAUUCUUAGUGGUACACUAUCUAACUAUUUCAUGUUUAUUCUGCCGAACAAUCGCGAUAUUAGAAUUCGAACGCAGACAGAAGCGUAUGGAAACUGUACUUGUUUUACUUCAUCAUUGUGUACACAACAGUCGUACAUUUAUGGUGAAUCGACGAGUGACAUACUUUUUCUGAUACCAGGCUUUUCAAUUGGUUGCUAUGUACUUGAAGCAUUAUUACAAUCAACUCUCCAGUGUUUCUAUGAUCAGAAUUGUAUUGAUUCCAUUCAAUCGUAUUUAUCACAUCCUUCAGUAUUUCCGAUCACUGUUCUCAACUCAUCUUUUGAGAGCAACUAUUUUAUGAAUUCAACAGUUAACGAAAUUCUCGAGAAACUGAUGAUUGAACAAUGGAACGUGUUCAUAAUGUAUGAAAACUACUACGAACACUGUAAACCGUCGGAAUGUAGUUACACUUAUGAAACACGCAACGAUGUGAUUUUCAUAAUAACGACAUUGAUUGGAUUGUUGGGUGGUUUAGUAACAGCUCUGAAACUCGCAAUACCAUUAGUAGUUACAUCCAUCGCAUACUGCAUUCGAAAAUGUAAUAUGAGAAUUGUUCCAGCCACUUUAAAUCUUGAACAAAUAUAA